AAAGGCAAUGUGAGUGCUAGGAUAGUCACACUUCCGAGACCGAUUUCUCGAGUCCAAGAUGUGGUCGCAACUUCUUCUCUGUUGCCUUGUUGGCUUUGCCGCUGCAUCCGAUUAUGGAUGGAAAAGCAACACCGAAUACCUGUACAAAGUACAAGGUAGAACUCUUACCGGAUUACCAGAUGUAGCCAACCAGUACGCUGGUAUUGUUAUGUCGGCCAAUCUUAUCGUCCGCCCUCAAGGUGAUGGUAAAUUGGUUGCUAAGAUUUCCGACGCCAAGUACGCUCAAGUUCACACCCAACUUCCACAAGGUUGGAGGAGCGAAAUCCCUGAGUCAAAAUUGAACUUCCAACAAUUGCAACUCAGCGACAAGCCCUUCGAAAUUGUCAUGAAGAACGGUGUUGUUCGUGACGUCAUCGUCAGCAAGGAAGUCCAUAACUGGGAAGCCAAUUUGCUUAAGAGUAUUAUCAGCCAAAUCCAACUUGACACUCAAGGACAACACGCCAUUAAGAGCCACAUUAACCAACUUCCACAGGAAGGUUCUAACAAUGCUGUAUUCAAGACCAUGGAAGAUACCGUUACUGGUAAAUACGAAACCUUGUACGACAUCACCCCAUUGCCAGAAUACAUCUUGCAAUCCCAACCAUGGCUCGUCCCAAUGCCACAAAUGAAGGGCGAUGGCGAAUUCAUUGAAAUUGUCAAGAGCAAGAACUUCAGCCGUGGAGAAGAACGUGUUGGAUAUCACUUCGGUCUCGGCGCUAAUGGAAAAUGGGAACCAAAUACCAACCAUAUGGGAGAAUUUUUCCUUAGAUCUUCUUUGAGUCGUGCCGUCAUCUCCGGAAACUUGAAGCGUUAUACCAUCCAAUCUGCUGUCACCACUAACAAAAUCAUCUUGAGCCCAAGCUUGAAUAGCGAACAAAAGGGAAUGGUUGUGAGUCAUCUCAACCUUACCCUCACCCACGUUCAACCAGCUUCCAGCCAAUUCCAAAAAAUUCAAGAGCCACAACAACUUGGUUCCCUUGUUUACCGUUACGGAAGCCCAUUCUCCAGCAAUCACGAGGCUAGACCAGGACAGCAACGUCAAGAACAAGAGGAAUACGAUUUCUCUAGCGAAGAAAUGCAACAUCAAAAACGUCACUACAGACAUCGUCGCUCUGCCAACUCCGCCGAACAAGAAUUUGACUCCCCUGAAUUUGAAGACAGUUGGACUCAAGAAGAACCAAAAUUGAGUUCUGCUCCAGAAACUCCACUCCUCCCAAUGCACAUUGGCAAUAAGGGAAAGUCCAUCAAAAGCGCACAAAACGUCAACAUCGUUGAAGCCGCUGAAAAGCUCGCCCAACAAAUCGGUCAAGAAAUCCAACGCCCAGAGAAAAUCCAAAAGGAACAAACUCUUUCUAAAUUCAUCCUUUUGACCAAUCUCCUUCGUCUCAUGAACGAAAAGGAAAUGCAAGAAGUAUCUCGCCAAAUUUAUAACAAGGAAUCCAAAGGACCAAAGGCCGAUGCCUGGAAAUCUUUCCGCGACGCUGUCGCUACCUGUGGAACUGGACCAGCUUUGUUGACUAUCAAAGAAUGGAUUAAAACCAAGAAAAUCGAACAGCAAGAAGCCGCCGAAGUUAUCGCCGUUUUGGCUAAAAGUGCUCGCCACCCAACUCCAGAAUAUAUGCGCACCUUCUACGCUUUGGUCACCGAUGAAGAUGUCAAGUCUCAACAAGUUCUUGCCGAAACCGCUAUUUUGUCUUUCUCUAAGCUUGUAUGCAGAGUCUACAACGACAAAGAAGUUUCUCACAACCAAUAUCCAGUUCACACCUUCGGUUCUUUCCGCAAGGAAGGAAAGCAGUUUGUAGUUCAGGAGUUUAUUCCAUACCUGAAGCAAAAACUUAACCAAGCUGUUGAAAAGGCCGAUUCCCGUAAAGUUCUCGUCAACAUCCGUGCUCUUGGAUACGUCGCCCACCCAAAGAUCCUUGCCGCUUUCGAACCAUACCUUGAAGGUGAAAAACAAGUUUCCCAAUUCCAACGUUUCAAUAUGAUCUUGUCUUUGCGUAAACUCGUUGAUGUUCACCCCAAGAUCGCUCGUUCUGUCUUGUAUAAGAUUUACCAAAAUGCCGGAGAAGAACCAGUUGUCCGCGUUGCUGCUGUCUUCCUUCUUAUGCGUACCUGCCCACCAGCUAGCAUGCUCCAACGCAUGGCUCAAUAUACCAACAUCGAUACCAGCAAUCAAGUUAAUGCUGCUGUCAAGUCUGCCAUCGAAUCCGCUACUAAAUUGGAAGGAGAACAAUACGCUCAACUCAAGGAAAACUCUGAAGCUGCUCAACCACUUUUGACCAAGGAAAAUUUCGGAAUUCAAUACUCCCGCAAUUUCCUUCGUAGCUUCGUCAAUAGGGAAAUGAACUUGUUCUACAAGCAAAACAUUCAAAUCUACGGAAACGAAGAAAGCUCUUUGCCAAACGGUAUCAAGUCCAUGCUCCGCUCUGAACUUAACGGUUUCAACACUGAAAUUUUUGACAUCGAAGCUAUGGUUUCCAGCAUUGAUGAACUCACCAACGUUUUGAAACAACAAACCGAAAUUCACCAACACGAGCAAAAACAACAAAAACAAAAUUACAAACAAGCUCAACAGAACCAAUGGUCCAGUGAACAUAUUGCCCGUCUUCUUAACAUCCAAACCGAAGAACGUGAACAACUUGAAGGAAACUUCCUUUUCGAAUUCGGCGUUAUUGCCAAUCGCUUCAUGGCUUUCGAUAACCGUACCGUUGAACUGUUGCCAAGUGUCAUCCGUGACAUUGAACAACAUCUCCGUGAUGGAAAGGACUACCAUUUGUGUAAAUUCUACGACACCAAACAAGUUACCAUCAGUUUCCCAACUGAAAUGUCUCUUCCAUUCGUUUACACUUUACAUACUCCAACUCUCUUCCACGUUAAGGGACAAAUCCGUGCUUCCGCUGAACCACAAAUCAGCUCUGGAGAUAAAAUUCACAAGCCACACACCAUCAACGGUGAAACUGAAUUGCACGCUCUUUUCUCUACUAAGGUUCAAACUAAGAUUGGUUUUGUUGCUCCAUUCGAACACCAUUCCUACGUUAGUGGAUUCGACAGGAACAUUCAAGUCAACAUCCCACUCAAGGCCCAAAUUGAAGUUGACAUCAAGAACAAGCAGAUGAACGCUCAACUUCAACCAGUUGAACCAGAAAAGAACACUCAAGUCUUCCACUACAGCACUUACCCAUACACCGCCAAGAAGGAUCUCCUCAAAGUGCAACCAAUUGUCAAGAGCCAAAACGUUCACGUUAUCAGAGCUCCAGAAUCCGAACAAACCAGAUUCCAAUCUGUUGUUGGAAAGAAGAUUGGUAUGGCCUUCCGUGUCGGUUACACUUCUGACCAACAAUUCAUGGAUACCAAAUGGCUUCUUGAACAGCUGAGACGUCAAGACCGUGUCACCGCUCUUAUGGCUAUUUACAACGACGAAACCAUCCAAUACAAGAAAAUGGAAAUUGAAUAUGCUGGCGCUGAAUCUACUGUUCGUAAGGUUCAAUUCCGCAUGGGAUACGAAUCCAGAUACGAAAGUGAACAUGGAAACGAAAGCAAUGGACCAUCUGCUGAAAUCAGCCAAUUCUCCCAACUUCCAAAUGAAUCUAAGGCUCGCAAACAACAAUUCGCCAAGAUGGCUGCUGCUGGAAUCCAGAGUGCUAAUGUCCGCGUUGUCGAUGCUUCUAUUGAAUUUGAUGGACAAAACAAGAUUGAAUACACUGCUACCGCUGCUAUUGCCAGCAGCCCAGUCGAUCAGAAGGCACGUGCUCUCUGUUACAUCAGGAAGCAAUCUGCCAACCCACAAGAAAACAGACCAUUCCAGUUUGCCGUUUCUGCCAAGGCCCAAGUACCAAACACCAACGGUCUUGACUUCGCUCACGCUUUGAAAUUCGAUCCUACUUCCACCGUCCAAAUUGAAGUUGCUGCUGGUGAAGACUUGAAAUCUGCUUCCAAGGUUCAUGUACAAGCUAAGCUCCGCAAGAGCGAAUCCCGCAAGCAAUACCUCCAAAGCCUUCAACGCGCCCACGAAUGCCGUCGCGAGAUGGAAGAAGGAAACCACCAACUUCCAGCUUGCGCCAACAUGACUGCUGAAGCAAACCUCAUGGACCGCGUCCAAGUUCAACUUCAAUUCGAACACGUUUCUUCAGAAGCCGCUGAAUGCAGCCGCAGAGCCUAUGACUACUUGCGCUACCUUGGUUUUUACAAUCUCCGCGAAAACUUGCAUAAACAAUCUGGCAAGCAAAACGAAAUCGAAAUGGAAGCUCGUUUCGAACCAAACUUUGAAUCUGUCAACGUUACAAUCAAGUCUGAACAUAUGGAAUCCAAAUUCGAACAAAUCCGUGUUAACCACUGGGCUAAACAAGUCGUUGCUGUCCAUCCAGUCUUCCCAAUGACCAAUCGCGUUAUGGGAAAACUUCUUCAAUUGGACACCUACAGACCAAUCUGCGUUGUCGACAAAACCGCCGCUAACACUUUCGAUAACAAGACCUACCCAAUUGAUCUUGGACACGCUUGGACUGUCAUGUUCCAAUACGUCCCAACCUUUGCCAGGCAACAACAAAACCAACCACAAAGGUACCAACAACAACAAGAAGAACAACAAACUGAACAGUAUGUUGUUCUUGUCCGUGAUACUAAGUCUGGACAAGCCGAGAAGGAAGUUAGGAUGACCAUCCGCACUCCAGAAACUCAAGGACAAUUGAUCGAUCUUGAAAUUAAGCCAAGCGAAAACAAAGACUGCAGCAAGUCUAACCCAUGCGCUAAGGUCCAAGUCAACGGCAAGCAAUACGAAAUUUCCGACGCAAAGUCCACCGAUAUCCAAGGAGGUUUCAUCAAAUUCUUUGCUCUCCCCAGUGGAGAAAUCAAGGUUACCGUUAGAGAUAGCUUCUACAUUAUCUACGAUGGAAAACGCGUCAAGUUGGCCGUCGUUUCCGACAAAUUCCGUGGAUCCGUUCGUGGUCUUUGCGGAACUUUCACCGGUGAACAAUCUGACGAUUUCCUCACCCCAAAGAACUGCAUCCUCCGCAACCCACGUGAAUUCGCUGCCACCUACGCCAUUGAAGAACAAGGACAUGUCCAACAGUACAAAUCUCGCGCUCAAAAGGCCGAAUGUUUCUACAAGGAUAAUGUCUACGCCAACGUUAUCUCCGACUUCGAUGCUGGCCGUAACCAUCAACAAUACACUCAAAAGCAAAACUACCUUGGACAGCGUAACUCUGAUAACAGCUGCAGCAAGCAACAAACGAGCUAUAUGCUUGAGAACAAUGGUGAAACCAUCUGCUUUACCACUCAUAAAAUUCCAGUCUGCAAAAGCUCUUGCAACGCAAACGAGUUGAUUACAAAGUCAGUCAAAUAUCAUUGCGUUCCAAAGACCAACAUCUCAGAAUUGUGGAGAAACCAAAUCAACAAGGGAGCUAGCCCAGACUUCAGUUCAAAGACCGUAACCAAGACUGUUGAAAUGAAAGUUCCAGCAUCCUGUUCCAGAUAUUAAAUCUAACAAAGCGACCAAAUUUAAUAUUAGAAGCAUAUUAUAAAAGACAAAAAAAAUAAUAAAAUAAUCUCUUAC
Nicrophorus vespilloides is the source of this 5587-nucleotide messenger RNA. Its product is annotated as vitellogenin-like. The coding region runs from base 59 to 5512 and encodes 1817 amino acids. The transcript is spliced from 5 exons. The record is from RefSeq and is a predicted model, not a curated record. Gene Ontology annotation, biological process: lipid transport. Lineage: Eukaryota; Metazoa; Arthropoda; Insecta; Coleoptera; Silphidae. Gene Ontology annotation, molecular function: lipid carrier activity.